This is a messenger RNA of Schistocerca americana (American grasshopper), 2577 nucleotides long. RefSeq lists its product as uncharacterized. Lineage: Eukaryota; Metazoa; Arthropoda; Insecta; Orthoptera; Acrididae. The transcript is spliced from 9 exons. The coding region runs from base 229 to 2577 and encodes 782 amino acids. The record is from RefSeq and is a predicted model, not a curated record. Gene Ontology annotation, cellular component: plasma membrane.
CAGACGGUGUCGCCGUACGAGGAGGUGACGAGCCCGGAGGCGGAGCCGGGCCGCGCCGUCACCUGCUUCUACCGGCUGCGCACGGCGCGCAAGGACCUCGUGCUGCGACUGCGCUUCCGCCGCUUCAAGGUCGGCGUCCUCGUCAACGGCACGCACUGCCUGCGCGGCUACUUACAGAUCGUGGACGGCAAUGCGAAGACGGAGCUGAGUAACCGCAAGGAUCCGGGCAUGUUCUGCGGCGAGACGGAGCAGCCGCAGACGUUCAUCUCGGAGACAAGCUUCGUCAAGGUGGUGUUCCACGUGGAAAACUUCACGGACCAGACCUACUUCAGCUUCGAAUCCCGCGUGGAGCAGCAGCUGGAGGUGUACGCGCGCUACGGCCACCACCCCGAGCUCUACCCCAACAGGCGCGGCCAGGUUGUGCCAGGGUCUUACUGCGAGCGCGUGUUCCGCGACUGCCGCCUGCAGACGUGCUACGUGCAGUCUCCCGCCUACCCAGGCGUCUACCCCAGGGGGCUGCACUGCCGCUACCAGCUCAACACGAGGCUGCCCUUCAUCAAGCUCUACAUCGAGAACGAGGUCUUCAACAUCGACGGCCAGCGCUGCGAGAACAUCAUGACCUGUCCCAUGAGGCCCAUCUCGUCGGGCGCCGAGAACUGCCCGUACGACUACAUUAAGGUGUACGACGGGAAGAACGAGAGCGCACCAGUCAUCGGCGUCUUCUGCGGGAUGGGACACUUCCCAUAUUCGAUCAUCGGCACUUCGGAAGACCUGCUGGUGGAGUUCUCGAGCUCUCCGGCGGGCCCGCUGCUCAAUACUGGCUUCCACUUCAACGUGGGCAGCUGGCCGGGCCACGGGAAGCUGGCGGGAGUGCGCAACGGCACGUGCGACUGGCUGCUUACCGGCGACGACCUGGGGUCCGACCAGGAGGGCAUCUUCCAGAGCGUCGCCCACUGGUACCCGCCCCACUCCUCCUGCACCUACCUGCUGCAGGGCCGGCCCGGACAGGUCGUGCGCCUCUACUUCCCCAGCUUUCGAAUCAACACGAUAGAGGCGCCCAUCCAGCCCUAUGACGGGGACUGCGGCGAGUCUCUGACGCUGUACGACGCGUCGUGGGCGGACGACGCGCGAAUUAUCAAAACCUUCUGCGACACCUUCUCCAGGGCCAUGGAGAAGCACGACUUCGUAUCCAGCGGCAGCUCCAUGUUCGUCCGCUUUGAAAGCAAGACUGGUAGCUACUCAGGGUCUUCGCUGUACUACUGGGCGCACUACGACUUCUUCAACGCGAGCCGCAGCGGCGACCCGGUGGCGGGCAGCGCCUGCGAUGAGCAGUUCGUGGCGUGGAGGAGCGCCUCAGGGUACCUGCGCUCGCCUCUCAACACGCUGGUGUACAAGCGGCACGCCGACCCGCACCACAGCGUGCGCUGCCAGUACCGCUUCAUAUCCGACCGGAGGCUCUUCGCCAGGGUCAUCCUCACCAUAGAGUCCAUGGCUUUCAAGGACAACCCGUACAGCGUGGGCCGGUGCGGCGACUGCCUGCGCGACCGCGCGGACAAGCUGGUGGUGCUGGAGCCGGCGAGCAACGCGUCGUCGCCCGUGUCGGCGGUGCUGUCGGCGUGCCUGUGCCACGGGGGCGCGCAGCUGCCGCCGCUGUCGGUGGUGUCGCGCGGCGAGCGCCUCACGCUGGAGCUGCGCGUCGACGCGGCGCACGCCGCCUCCAGCUACUUCAAGCACGCGCCGCCGCUGUUCGAGGCGCGCUACCGCUUCGUGCACGCGCCGCUGUGCGGGCCGCCGCUGCUGCCGCUCGCCACCGACGGCGAGCUGCGCUUCCCCAACUUCGAGGCGCUGCUGGGCUUCGCGGAGCCGCCGCGCUCGCUGCACUGCAUCUGGCGGCUGGCGGUGCGGCCGGAGCGCCACCUCUGGCUGCACUUCGAGGACGCGCGGUUGGCGUCACGCGACUGCCGGCUGUCGGUGUCGCUGCCCGCUCGGCCCGCGCCGCUGCUCUUCGCGUGCGGCGUCAACGCCAGUGCCUUGCAGGAGCUGCCCGUCAUCGCGGCCGCCGACCUGCUCCCAUAUGUAGGUGGCCGGUGCUGGCCGAAGACGGAUUCCGGGUCGGCGCCGUCGUCGAGCGAGGCCGGCGAGGACGGGGAGGAGGCGUCGGCGCCCUCUUCCUACUACGUGACGCGCGCCGACGCGGCCGAGGACUGCGAGUUCCCGUGCCCGGGCGACGCGGGCUACUGCAUCCCGGCGCGGCUCGUCUGCAACGGCGUCGCCAACUGCCCGGCCAACGCGACGCUGGCGGCGGCCCAGGGCGACGAGGGCAGCGCGCUCUGCACGCGCCCCGACGCCGCCGACGUCAACUGGCUGGCCGUCGCGCUGUCCGCCGGCGCCGCCGCGCUGCUCGCGCUCGCCGCCUGCGUCGCCAUCGUCUGCCGCUCCUGCUGCGCCGGCGGCGCCGAUGCCGACAAGGCCGUCGCCGGGGACGUCGCGGCGGGAGGAGGCGUCGGCGUCGGCGGCGGCGGCGGCGGCGGGGGCGGCAUAGACGACGAGCGCGCCUACGACGGCUACCGGCGAUGA